Oldenlandia corymbosa var. corymbosa is the source of this 838-nucleotide messenger RNA. The record is from the annotation of a GenBank genome assembly. Lineage: Eukaryota; Viridiplantae; Streptophyta; Magnoliopsida; Gentianales; Rubiaceae.
AUGGCGGCGGAUCAUCAUGAGGGUUUUGUGAAGAAAAUAACCUCAGUGGAUCACUGGAUGCAUUGGGUAGGUCUAAUCGUGCUAUCGGUUUGCUUUGGGAUCGUCCCACCUCUGGUGAUAUAUUACCUUGGGGGAUUGAAUCAUCAUCAUCAGUUGAUCAACAGCAAAGGCGAGAUUAAUGUUGGAUAUCAAAGGAUGAACAAUUUAUACCACACUGCGACAUCGAACCUAAUCAAUUUCACUGACGACUAUGGAGAUCAGAAGAAACCAACCCAGAAGAAGAUUAACCCUAACAGCAACACGGUAACGGCGGUGCCGGAGGCGGAGGAGGAUCUAGGAAACGGCGACAUCGCGUUAUAUUGGUUCGGUUCGGUUAUGGUAUUACUAACUGCCACAGUGCUAGCUCCUAUGAUAUAUUACCUAGCCGGUGUAGGCCGUACCCUCGACAAGAUUCGUCGUCUCGAAUUCGUUAGUCCGGAGGAUCUGCAUGAAUUUCAACGAAAUAAUGGUGUGUUCUAUGGCGCUGUGGGAGGUCAGAUCGGGCUUUCGAUGUGGUUUGUUGGCUACCAUCUUCUUUUUAUGAGAGAGUUGGAUGCUUACAUUGUUUGCGGUUGGUAUGAACAAAUAUGUCAUCUCUGGAAGUUGAUGACUCGGAGGAGUUCAAAAUCUGUCCAAGAGGAGAAGACCGAUCAAUCUGAUCAGAACGGCUCGGUGGAUUCCAUUGUCAUAAACAUCAAUGAUUCAUGAGGUUAUAAAUUAGGUUCUUCAUGUAAUUCGUAAAUUAAUUAGUUAGUUCAUUGAUCAUGUGCCUCUUCUUCAUGUAAAUAUUAGACAAUUU